AUAGAAUGAUCUCUCUCUCUCUCUCUUCCGAUCUGUUCUUUCUACCCAAAGUAGCGGGAGCGAAUAGUAAAACAACAAUGUCCGAUCACCACCACCACCACCACAACCACCACGUGCGGCUGAACCGCCUCCGUUCAACCACCCAGCUCCUCCGUCAAACCACAGCUUCCUUCUCCACCCACCCACUCACUUUCAUCUUCCUCACUUCCCUCCUCUUCUCCUUCCACUCUCUCGUCGAUCAUUGCUCUCUCCUUUUAACCUCUUUCGUCGACACUGACCCUUCUCUUCGCUCUCUCCUCUCUCGUCUCCCUCUCAACUCUCACCCCCACGCGACUACGCGCUCCCACAAUCACCGCCGUGCUCCGUUUCUUCAGCUCACGCGCCUUGGUACCCUCGACGACGACUUCUUCUCCACAGACGAACACGAUCCUCACCGCCGAUCUCUUCAAGGUUCUUCUUUUCCUUCACCCAUCAACGCCACGACGGUGUUUCUCUCCGGAUUCGAGAGCAUUUCUGGCUUUUCUGGCCCUAUCGCCGAUAAUGGCCUUUUCCUCCCUCAGAUCAUUCGCACAGGAUUGGUCUUGCGGCAGCUUGAGAAGGACGAUCGUGGCGGCGAUGAAGAAGAAACGAAAUUGGAUGAAGCUGAGCACGAUCGUGAAACUGACGAGUAUGGCGAGAAGAAAGAUAAUAAAUUUGAGAGUUUUGUGGAUCUGAAGCUGUUUUUCAAAGGGCUGGAGCUAGGUCGUCGUGAUGCUGCGGCUCUGUUCUUCCUCGUGAGCUUUUUAUCCGCUGCCUAUGGAUGGGUGAUUCUAGGGUUUACCACUGUUUACUCAUUGGUCCUGGCGAUUAUAUUUGUUACUGUAAUCAACGAUUUGCUCGGUAGGUUUCCUUCGUUUCUUGGGGUUGCUUGGACUGGUUCAAGAUUGGGGUUUAAGAGAGUUACAGGAUUUGUUUUGAUGAGAUGGGCAGUCAGAGAUGCUUUGACACAGCUUCUUGGUUUAUGGUACUUUGGAGAGGUUGAAGAUCAGUACUCGUUUUUCAGGCUUUUUGUGAGGUUAAAGCUGAUGCCUUUCACUGUUAUGCCCCCAUGGAUUAGAGGUUUCGAGAAGGAGAUAUCUGGUUUUUUGUUCGCUUGGUUUCUACUUGAUACGCUUGUUGGUUUAAUAUUAGCUGUUGAUGCUUUUGUUGCUAUUGUGGAUUCAAGAAGGAGGGGAAGGGAGAUAGUGAAGGAAGGUCUCUAUUUGAUAUCUCUCCUGUUGCAUCAGGCUGUGCAGCUUAAGUGUCUCGAAGCUAUUCUUUGUGGUUCUUUCUUCAGAUGGGUUCUGGUUCAAAACCUAGGGAAAAGCGUUGCUUCUGUGAUCCAAUCUGCGUUGGAAGUUUACUUCAUGGCGGCUUGGUUACUGUUCUACUUAUCAGCUAGGUGUAAAGAUGCGCACGCAGAAGGUAGGAGGUUUGGGAGGAGAGAAAUGGAGAACUUGAUUGAUGGGCUGAGAUGAUAAUAAAUUGUAGAUCUGUAGGAUGAUCUUUCGGGUUAUCAAAGGAGCAAACCUUAGCUUCGAUGUUCAAUGCAAGUGGCUAAAUCUGUGUGCCAGAAGUUGUCAUGCUUAGGUUCCUUUGGUUUUAGAAUUACAGUUGAUUGAUGAGAUUGCCAACAAUUCGAUGUAUGUACGCACUUAGGAUUACUUGUGAGCUGUUAAAAAGGGAGAAUGAUACGACUACUGUGUAUACUCAUUUGCAAGAUUUUCCUUUGUAUAUAUCUUGCUGCAGUUGUUGAUAUCAAUACCAUGAGGUGGUCAAUUUUUAUUUUCAUUUUAGGAAUGAUAAUAGAUCCAACUCUUUAAAUGUA
This is a messenger RNA of Capsella rubella, 1846 nucleotides long. RefSeq lists its product as uncharacterized. NCBI's taxonomy places the organism in Eukaryota, Viridiplantae, Streptophyta, Magnoliopsida, Brassicales, Brassicaceae. The transcript has a single exon. Bases 6 to 1496 code for a protein of 496 amino acids. The record is from RefSeq and is a predicted model, not a curated record.